Eurypyga helias (sunbittern) is the source of this 1324-nucleotide messenger RNA. Its product is annotated as relaxin receptor 1-like. Gene Ontology annotation, molecular function: G protein-coupled receptor activity; protein binding. Lineage: Eukaryota; Metazoa; Chordata; Aves; Eurypygiformes; Eurypygidae. Gene Ontology annotation, biological process: G protein-coupled receptor signaling pathway. The record is from RefSeq and is a predicted model, not a curated record. Gene Ontology annotation, cellular component: membrane.
GAUCCUGCGCAGAAACAAGCUGAGGUGGAUCCAAGAUGGGACGUUUUCCAGGCUGAACAGGCUGGUGGAGCUCGACCUGUCGUCCAACAGACUAGACCUGCUCCCCUCCUUCCUAUUUAAUGGCCUGGCUCAGCUCCAGCAGCUGAAUAUUUCCUACAACCCCUUAAGAGAGAUCUCCCCUGGCCAGUUUGAGAGCCUGCCCCAGCUACGGUCUCUGAGCUUGGAAGGGCUGGAGAUCCCCAACAUCCAGAACCUGACCUUCCAGAAGCUAGCCAACCUCUCCCACAUCUACUUCAAGAAGUUCCAGUACUGCAGCUACGCGCCCCACGUGCGCAGCUGCAAGCCCAACACCGACGGCAUCUCCUCCUUCGAGAACCUCCUUGCCAACAUCAUCCUGCGCGUCUUCGUCUGGGUCAUCGCCUGCCUCACCUGCUUCGGCAACCUCUUUGUCAUCUGCAUGCGCUCCUUCAUCGUCACGGAGAACAGCCAGCACACCAUGGCCAUCAAGUCCCUGUGCUGUGCAGAUGGCCUGAUGGGCAUCUACCUCUUCGUCAUCGGAGCCUUCGACCUCAAGUACUCGGGCGAAUACAACAAGCACGCCCAGGGCUGGAUGGGCAGCCUCCAGUGCCAGCUGGUGGGCAGCCUGUCCUCCGAGGUGUCAGUCCUGCUGCUGACCUACAUGACCCUGGAGAAAUACUUCUCCGUUGUUUUCCCGUUCAGCCACCACCGAGCUGGCAAGAAGCAGACAAUCUCGGUGCUGGCAGCCAUCUGGCUACUGGGCUUCUCCCUCAGCGUCGUCCCCCUGUGGUGCAAGGAAUCCUUCGGGAAUUACUACGGGAGGAAUGGGGUGUGCUUCCCACUGCAGUCCGAUGUGGGCGAGCAGCCCAGUGCCCGGGGCUACUCCACCACCAUCUACCUGGGCUUGAAUCUCGCAGCCUUCAUCACCAUCGUCUUUGCCUACUCCAGCAUGUUCUAUUCCAUUCACACCACUGCAUCAAAAACGGCGGAGAGAGGCGUCUGCUCCCGGGAAGUCGCCAUCGCAAAGCGGUUCUUCUUCAUCGUCUUCACUGAUGCUCUCUGCUGGAUCCCCAUCUUCCUCCUCAAGCUGCUCUCCCUGCUGCAGGUGGAAAUACCAGGCACCAUCACCUCUUGGGUGGUCAUCUUCAUCCUGCCCAUCAACAGCGCCUUGAACCCCAUCCUCUACACCAUCACCACCACCUCCUUCCAGGAGAAGGUGAAGGGCUGUUUGCAGACCAAGCAGCCGGAGCUGCUCAAGUCCCACAAGAGCGGGACCCUGGUGACACUGCAGGCCAACAGCGCUUGA